AUGGAUAUUACCCAGGCGCUCGCUGUCGCCGCCGCCGUGGGAGAAAGCUAUGCUCUAUUUAAGCUUUUAGCCCAUAUCAAACGUACCCACCUGGUGUACGGAAUCCUGGUGGAUUUCCUGAUUCUACAGUUGGCUCUGUCGCUAGCUACGGUGGUGUCUGGUCUAUUAUACCACUUUCUGGAGUCGGUAAACGUUCAAUACUUUAAGCGGUACCCCUUGGACGUUGAUGGAGGUGCCACCUACUCUAUUUUGCUCUUGGUGCAGGCGCUAGAGCUCUACUUAGCGGCAUUAUUGGCGGUGUGGGUACUCCUAAAAUACCGUGCCACUCACCACUGCUGGCAGUAUUGGAGUGUCACGUGUAUGGCGUGGCUUGCCAUAUGGGCGACGACCAUUGGCUACUUUGUCUAUUGUUGGUUGCGAGGCCGUGCCACGAUUAAUGCUCUUGAUAUUGCUGAGGCGAUCAGGGCAGGAGGCGACAUCUCGCGGGCCAUCAGAUUUAUGCCUCAAGUGACCACCAAUAUCUUUACCUCAGUGUUUAAAGGGUUCCCUCCUCGCUGGUGGCCGCUACAGAUGGUUGCCGUGGCGCUCUACGCCGUUGCAGUUGUCACUUAUCACCCGUUUGUCGCCAAUAUGCCGUCGAUGGUGUCGGUAUACAUCGAGUUGAUGCUGCUAAUCUGUCUUGGCAUCCAGCGCAUGGUAUUCGUCUCCAGCUCCGUCCUCCCAUCGUGA
Molecule: messenger RNA, 729 nt
Organism: Diutina rugosa
Lineage: Eukaryota; Fungi; Ascomycota; Pichiomycetes; Serinales; Debaryomycetaceae
Exons: 1
Coding region: 1-729 (242 amino acids)
Source: RefSeq, a predicted model, not a curated record